This is a messenger RNA of Alnus glutinosa, 812 nucleotides long. Its product is annotated as major pollen allergen Bet v 1-M/N-like. Gene Ontology annotation, molecular function: signaling receptor activity; protein phosphatase inhibitor activity; abscisic acid binding. The record is from RefSeq and is a predicted model, not a curated record. Gene Ontology annotation, cellular component: nucleus; cytoplasm. Lineage: Eukaryota; Viridiplantae; Streptophyta; Magnoliopsida; Fagales; Betulaceae. Bases 85 to 564 code for a protein of 159 amino acids. The transcript has 2 exons. Gene Ontology annotation, biological process: abscisic acid-activated signaling pathway; defense response.
ACUCAUAUAUAUCUCCCAAGCUGAAAAACUCUCUUCUUAUUAUCAAUAUUCUCUCUCAUUUCAAUUCCAAACUCUUAGCUCAUCAUGGGUGUUUUUACUUAUGAAGCCGAGACAACCUCAGUUAUCCCUCCGGCUAAGCUGUUCAAGGCCUUUGUCCUAGAUGGUGACAACCUCAUCCCAAAGGUUGCACCACAGGCCAUUAAGAGCAUUGAAAUCACUGAAGGAAAUGGAGGGCCCGGAACCAUUAAGAAGAUCAACUUCGAUGAAGGCAGCCAAUUCAAAUACGUGAAGCACAAGGUUGAGGAAAUUGACCACGCAAACUUUACAUAUAGCUACAGUGUGAUUGAAGGUGAUGCUUUGUCGGACAUACUGGAGAAAAUCAAUUACGAGAUCAAGAUAGUAGCAUCCCCUGAUGGGGGAUCUAUCUUGAAGAGCAUUAGCAAGUAUCACACCAAAGGAGACCAUGAGAUAAAGGAAGAGCAAAUUAAGGCUGGCAAAGAAAAGUCCUCGGGACUUUUCAAAGCUGUUGAGGGCUACCUCUUGGCACACCCUGAUGAGUACUAGGGCUUGUCUGGUUAUAUUUGCUUGUUUAAUUUCCGUCAUCACAAGUUAAGGUUGUGACUCUAUCAAGUUGUUUUGUGUGUAGCCAUAUAGUUUUGGCUUGCUAAUAAAGGAGUUUGCGGUUCAUGUGAUCGAUUGUAUGGUACGGUUCUUUGUAAUGUUCUACUUUGAAAGAGAAAAGUGAAUGUUGUAACAAUUCCAAUACAUGUAUACAUAUAUGUAUAAUGAAAUCAUCUUAUUUGUUGUUUCAA